AUGGCAGACCUGUGGAAGCCUUUGCUUCUGUUGUUGGCGUGGAGUCCUCUGAGUUUCUCCUCCACAGUCAGCUUCACUGGUUCACCACAGGAAUGUGAAAAGGCUCACUUUGUCCCAGGGUACAACCUGGGUGGGGAAGGCUUCGACAUCGUCACCAUGGAGAGAAAAGGUGCCUAUGUCAUCGACACCGAAACGUGGAACCUCGGAAAUGGCACCUGCAGAAUGUACAGCAACAGCUACAUGAGAGGAGAGAAACAGAAGGUCCCAGUUGCUGUGGUGGACUGGAGAAACCUCCCCAAGUGCACCAUGACAGUCUCCAGUAUGCUGUAUGAUUCUGUCGAAACGCUCGUCAAUGAUUCCACAUCGUCUGUGUCCAACGACUGGAAAAUUGGUCUAGAUAUCCCAGUGGAUCCUUCAGCGAGUGUCGGGGUUGGUUUCGGAGGUUCCCACUCCAAGGCAGCAAAGUUUGGGAUGACAAAGUCCAAAGAAGACCGCUACAGCUUUGUUCACCAUUCUGUGGACUGUAACUUCUAUCGUUACAGAAUGACAACAAACCCUCCCCCAAGUCAUGACUUCCUGUCAGCUGUGAACUCACUUCCUCCUUAUUCUGCUGCGAAGGCGCCACUGUAUCGUGAUCUGAUCGACACCUUUGGGACACAUUACAUCACACAGGUGUCUCUAGGGGGAGCAAUAAAAGCAACGACUUCUUUCAAGACCUGCUUGGCGUCCAUGAGUGGUCUGACAGCAACAGAUGUCGGCGAUUGUUUGUCAGUUGAAGCUUCGGCAAGCUUUGCAAGCAGUGCUAGCAUUAAGGCCAUGUCCAAACACUGUCAGGAAAAGAAAAAGAACUUAACCUCUAGUCGAAGUUUCAGCUCUGAGUUCAGUGAGCGAUUCACAGAAGUCAUUGGUGGGGAUGAACACGACGUUCUGUUCUUUCAAGAUGAUUCAAACACCGAUGCCAAAAAGAACUGGCUGAACUCCCUCAAAACCACACCUGAUGUGGUCCACAAGGCCCUUAACCCCCACCAUCUGCUCCCU
This is a messenger RNA of Nematolebias whitei (Rio pearlfish), 1038 nucleotides long. RefSeq names its product perforin-1-like. Lineage: Eukaryota; Metazoa; Chordata; Actinopteri; Cyprinodontiformes; Rivulidae. The annotation marks the transcript as partial. The record is from RefSeq and is a predicted model, not a curated record. The transcript is spliced from 3 exons.